Exophiala aquamarina CBS 119918 is the source of this 1692-nucleotide messenger RNA. RefSeq lists its product as uncharacterized. The record is from RefSeq and is a predicted model, not a curated record. NCBI's taxonomy places the organism in Eukaryota, Fungi, Ascomycota, Eurotiomycetes, Chaetothyriales, Herpotrichiellaceae. The transcript is spliced from 2 exons. The annotation marks the transcript as partial.
GAUGAGUUCGACAUGGCCAAGUUGCAGAAGAGUCUGAAGCAACGCCAGCGAAAUUCCAUUCGGAACAAGAACCAUGUCGCCAAGUUGACCCCCGCUGAGAUUCGAUCUUUGAACAACAGUGCUGUUGCUUCUAUAACAAGCAGCCAUACCAGUUCGAAAGGCACCUCUCCAUCUACCUCACGGCGCGGUACCACAACCACCCCUCCAGCAAGUCCCGAUGAUGCUAAUCCCUUGGAUCGCCGCACUGACUCCAUUUCACGCAAUUCCGUCUCGAGAAAGUCAAUAACCAAUGUACCAACGCCUCCUCUCACACCUAAUGAUCGCCGUCAUUCAUCAUCGUCAAGUAAAGGCCACAUGCACCAUCAUGGCCACGCAAAUGGGAUCAUCUACGCACCCCGCCCUCGGGGACAUGUUCAACCUACAUUCAUGGCUUCAAACGGAAUCUCUUCGCGACCUUCCAGUUCCGGUUCGUCGACGUAUCGAGGACUGCCUACCUAUCGAGGUCCAGAAGUCACCCGAACUGGUUCUAUGAACAUGCUCCAACGUCCAUCACCCACGAUUGUCGCAAACCCCUUGUCGAAUUUUUCACGACCGAGGCAAAGCAUGUUUAGCUCCUCACCAGAGAGAUGUCGUCAUGAUUCUCAAGAUAUGCCAUAUGAGCGUACCCACAGCUUUCAGAACAGCCGCGCCAAUUCCCUACCGAAUGUCAGCGCACCAUCAUCUAGGCCUGCAAGCCCGCCUAGAGUCAGCGACUCACCUGUAUCCAUGUUGGCCGAUGACACAGAGAGAUUCCCAGCCUUUGAUCCCGAUGAUCCACACAAUCAACCGAAGGAUCUCUCCGAGGAUGAAGAAAUCCAAGCUCGGGACAUGACGCAACAGUUCAACACUGACCAGUCUUCAAAUCAACCGGUAGAACGGCCAGCCUCGCCAGUUUCCAAGCCUCGUGAAGUCGAGCAGGCAGAAUCGCCAAAGAAAGACAAGGGUAAAAAAUUCACGAUUGGGACUGCUUUUUUUGGAGGAGAUAAAUCUUCAUUGGGUGAGAACACGGACAAGGCUGCUGCCAAGCUCAAGAAAACAAGGAGACGGACUUUGUCUUUCACCAAGGGCGGUGAAGUUGAGCAAACUCCUUCAAAUCCAGACGAAGGACACGCUGUGGAUGGAGGCGCAUUGGAGAAUGAUGACUACUCUACGCACCCUGCUAUUCGACCUCUAUCUCUCGAAAUCCCGUCCGAAGAUAAAGGCAAAGGAAAAGAAAUCCAAUCUGCGCCUGUCUACGCGAGAUGUGCUUGUUGCGGCAAGAUCAAGAAACCUUCAGCCUUUACCAAUGAGCUUAGCCCCGUGCUGGAGAACGAGAAUCUGAGAACUAAUUUCAGCUUUGAAAUCGACAGAACAUCUGAUUCGACGGGGAGGAGAAGCUCCGACGCGAGUCGCGGAAAAUUCAUACCCAUCAUCCCCAUGGCGGUGAGCGCGACCGAAACCCGUCAGGCCUCGAUCGAGCCCUACACGAACCCAACCAUGAGUAGUCCUGUCAAGAACAGCCCCAAGAACAACAAUCAAAAGUCAUCCUUGACAACGAGCCCUCGCAACCGCCAGAAGUAUCUCGAUCCGCCGAAAUUCGUCCGAUUCGCCAGCCUACAUGGCCGCCGGAAUACGGACCCCACUAUCAUCGCCGAGGAGGAUGAAUACAGUGAU